Talaromyces stipitatus ATCC 10500 is the source of this 4966-nucleotide messenger RNA. RefSeq names its product glycogen debranching enzyme Gdb1, putative. Gene Ontology annotation, biological process: glycogen biosynthetic process; glycogen catabolic process. The coding region runs from base 1 to 4575 and encodes 1524 amino acids. The transcript is spliced from 3 exons. The record is from RefSeq and is a predicted model, not a curated record. NCBI's taxonomy places the organism in Eukaryota, Fungi, Ascomycota, Eurotiomycetes, Eurotiales, Trichocomaceae. Gene Ontology annotation, molecular function: amylo-alpha-1,6-glucosidase activity; 4-alpha-glucanotransferase activity.
AUGGGUAGUACACGACAGGUAUAUCUGUUGCCGUUGACAGACAACGGUGCGCCGGAUAUACCGGGUGGUUAUAUUUACUUACCACCGCCAACUACCCCCGCCUAUGUGCUGCGCUUCGUGAUUGAAGGUACAAGCUCGAUUUGUCGGAAAGGGAGCUUAUGGGUGAAUAUACCGGAGGAAGGCGCGAGAUUCGAUCGGUCGAAAUUUCGCCAAUUCACUCUUCAACCGGACUUUAACAAAGAUAUCCAUAUCGAUGUACCCAUAACCCAGGCUGGCGCGUUUGCUUUCUAUACCACCUACUCGCCUCUUCCCGAAUUCACGGCGUCGUCUCUUCCCUCACAGAAACAGGAGAAGAGCGAAGUUCACUAUGUCGAUGUGUCGCCGGCGUUGUCUCUGCGAGGCGCGGAAUUACCAUUGGAUGCUCUGUCUAUAUUCUCGGUUAUAUCCAAGUUCAUGGGAAAAUACCCAACUGACUGGGACGAUCAUCUCCGCGGCAUAUCGCAGCGAAAUUACAACAUGAUCCAUUUCACACCGCUGAUGCAAAGGGGUGAGUCCAAUUCGCCCUAUAGUAUCUAUGACCAGUUGCAAUUCGAUACGGGCGCAUUCCCCAAUGGCGAAAAGGAUGUUGCAGAGUUGGUGGACAAAAUGGCUACUGAAUACGGUUUGUUGGCGUUGACGGACGUCGUUUGGAAUCAUACUGCGAAUAACAGUAAGUGGCUUGAGGAACAUCCUGAAGCUGGAUAUAACAUUGAGACAGCGCCGUGGUUGGAGGCUGCUCUGGAACUUGAUACUGCCUUGCUCAAAUACGGAGAUGAUCUGGAGGAGCUUGGAUUGCCUACGGAAUUUCACAGCGUGGAUGAUCUGAUGAAAGUUAUCACUGAAAUGCGCAAGCAUGUCAUAGAUGCAAUCAAAUUGUGGGAGUUUUACGUUGUAGACGUGAAAGAGAAUACCAGCCGAAUCAUCAAAAAAUGGGCAAAUAGUCCAUCCUCGCCACCCAUUGACGGUGCUGAAUCAUGGAGUUUGAAGCAAAAAGCAGAUUUUAUUCGUCAAAAUGCUCUUCCUAACGCUUCUCGCAUUCUCGGGAGAUUCUCUCGAAAGGUGGAUGAGAAAGAAGCCUCGCGCUUGCUUGCUACUUUACACGGACCCAAGGACACAGCAGACAGCUCUGCAGUGGAAGCAGAACUUAUUCGCAUUCUCGACGAGGUCAACCUACCGUUCUAUGAAGAGUACGAUGCAGACGUCAAAGUCAUCUUGGAUCAAUUAUUCAAUCGCAUCAAGUAUGUCAGAAUUGAUGAUCAUGGGCCGAAACUGGGACCAGUGACCAAGACCAGUGCUCUUAUCGAAACCUACUUCACCCGGCUACCCACCAACGAAACAACCAGGAACCAUAAUUCGCGUUCUAUGGCACUGGUUAACAAUGGCUGGAUAUGGAAUGCUGAUGCUAUGAAAGACAACGCCGGUCCAGACUCUCGGGCAUACCUUCGUCGAGAAGUCAUUGUGUGGGGCGAUUGUGUUAAGCUGAGAUAUGGAUCCUCGCCUAAGGAUAACCCAUUUCUUUGGGAGUACAUGGCCAAAUAUACACGUCUUAUGGCCAAGUACUUCUCCGGUUUCCGAGUUGAUAAUUGCCACUCCACUCCUCUGGUGGUGGCCGAGUAUCUGCUCGAUGAAGCACGCAAAGUCCGACCAAACUUGACUGUCUUUGCCGAACUAUUCACUGGAUCUGAAGAAACUGACUAUGUCUUUGUGAAACGUUUGGGUCUGAGCGCGUUGAUCCGAGAAGCUAUGCAGGCAUGGAGCACCGCUGAAUUGAGUCGUUUGGUUCAUCGACAUGGAGGCCGACCAAUUGGAAGCUUUGAGCUUGAUCUUCCUACGGGAUCUUCUCCAGCAUCAACCGAGCAAGAAACCAUUGCCCAUAUCCGACAGAGUCCGGUGCAUGCACUAUUCAUGGACUGUACGCACGAUAAUGAAGUUCCAGCCCAGAAGAGAGAUGCAAGAGAUACAUUGCCAAAUGCUGCGUUGGUUGCAAUGUGUGCCUCUGCUACUGGUAGUGUGAUGGGAUAUGAUGAAAUAUACCCCAAACUCAUUGAUCUUGUUUCCGAAACUCGUUUGUAUACAUCCAAGUUCUCACGAAAUGAGACUCUUGAAGUUGGUCCCGGCGAGGGCGGUAUUGGCGGUAUAAAGAAACUUUUAAACCUGCUACAUACCAGGAUGGGCAAAGAGGGAUACGAUGAAACGCAUAUUCAUCACAAUGGAGAGUACAUUACUGUCCAUAGAGUACAUCCAAAGACACGGCAAGGUAUAUUCUUGAUCGCGCAUACGGCAUUCCCUGGGUAUGGCAAUGGAAACGGAACUCUUGCCCCAACUCACCUUAUUGGCACUCAUGCAAAGCUAAUUGGAAGCUGGAAACUGGAAGUCGAAGAUGGCGCAGAACCUCGAAAGCAGGUUCUCGAAGAUGAGACUUCUCUACGAGGUCUACCGAGCAAAGUCGUCGACAUUGAUGGUGCCAAAGUCAACAUCAAUGGAGCUGACUCCACUUUGAGUAUUACUGAGCAUCUAAUCCCCGGUUCCAUUGCAUUGUUCAAGACCUGGAUCCCAAGUGCCGAACAUGCAGAUGGACUGGAUCAUUACAUCACCAGUGGCGCUGACGAGGCAUUCUCAAAACUCAACCUGAUCGAUCUCAACUUCCUCCUUUAUAAAUGCGAAGCUGAAGAGAGAGAUUCCAGCAACGGGCAGGAUGGCGUGUACGCUAUUCCGAAUCAUGGUCCGUUAGUCUAUGCUGGUCUUCAGGGUUGGUGGAGUCUGCUUGAGAGCAUUAUCAAAUACAACGAACUCGCGCAUCCUUUAUGCGACCAUUUGCGCCAGGGACAGUGGGCAUUGGAUUAUAUUGUCGGUCGUUUGGAGAGGGCAAGCAAACAGGAAGUGUACAGUCGUCUCGAUGCGCCAGCAGCUUGGCUGCGAACACGUUUCGAUGUAGUCCGAACAUUACCCAGUUUUCUACUCCCGCGAUACUUUGCUAUUAUCGUGCAAAGUGCAUUCACCGCCGCAUGGCGACGGGGUAUUCAACUAUUCAGCAAGAACGUCCAACACGGUCAACAAUUCAUCCAUCAACUAGCCAUGGUCAGUGUGCAGCAAGUCGGCUACGUCAAUUCGGCAUCCUUGUGGCCAAUCAAGAGCGUACCCAGUCUGGCCGCUGGUCUCCCGCAUUUCGCUGUUGAUUGGGCACGGUGCUGGGGUCGUGACGUCUUCAUCUCACUCCGCGGUCUACUUCUUUGUACAGGUCGUUUUGAUGAAGCCAAAGAACAUAUCGUCGGUUUCGCCAGUGUUCUCAAACACGGAAUGAUUCCUAACCUGUUGAGUAGCGGCAAGCUACCGCGAUACAACUCUCGUGACUCGGUCUGGUUUUUCCUACAGGCUAUUCAGGAUUAUACCAAAAUGGUGCCUGACGGUAUCAAGAUUCUGGAUGCAAAAGUCCCACGACGAUUUUUACCGUAUGACGAUACCUGGUUUCCCUAUGAUGAUCCACGAGCGUACUCUCGAUCAUCAACGAUCCGAGAAAUCAUUCAAGAGGUAUUUCAACGGCAUGCAUCUGGACUUAGUUUCAGAGAAUACAACGCCGGGCCCACGCUUGAUGUUCAAAUGAAACCAGAAGGAUUCCAGAUUGAUGUGAAUGUUGACUGGGACACUGGUAUCAUCUUCGGCGGAAAUCAGUUCAACUGCGGUACAUGGAUGGAUAAAAUGGGUGAGAGUGAAAAGGCAGGAAGUAAAGGAGUUCCUGGAACGCCACGAGACGGCGCCGCUGUCGAGAUCACUGGCUUGUGUUAUAGUGCUUUGAAAUGGGUCGAAGAACUUUACUCAAACGGACAGUAUGAGCAUGCCGGAGUCAAGAUGGACUCUGGUGAGGAGACAAUUACAUUCACCGAAUGGGCAUCAAGAAUCAAAUCCAACUUUGAGCGAUGCUACUACAUCCCCCUCGACACCAAGGACGACAAAAACUAUGACAUUGAACCUUCCCUCGUCAACAGACGAGGCAUUUACAAGGAUCUCUAUCGCUCCGGAAAACCAUACGAAGAUUACCAACUCCGUGCCAACUUCCCAAUCGCCAUGACCGUUGCCCCCGAUCUCUUCGACCCCGAACACGCACUCCAAUGCCUCUCGCUCGCAGACUCAGUCCUCCUCGGCCCCACAGGAGUCAGAACACUAGAUCCGUCCGAUCUAAACUACAGACCUAAUUACAACAACUCCGAAGAUUCAACUGACUUCUCAACUUCAAAAGGACGAAACUACCACCAAGGACCGGAAUGGCUAUGGCCUCGCGGAUUCUUUUUACGGGCUUUGUUACGAUUCGAUUUAUUGAGACGUAAGGGGGAGCAUGAACGUACAGAGACGUUUCAGCAGGUUACUAGACGGUUGGAAGGGUGUAAGGUUGCGAUUAGGGAGAGUCCCUGGAAAGGGUUGACUGAAUUGACGAAUAUGGAUGGUGCUUUUUGUGCGGAUUCGUCCCCUACUCAGGCUUGGUCGGCGGGUUGUUUACUUGAUGUGUACUAUGAUGCAAGGUUUCAAGGUGGUUCACAUUGAUUAGAGAUUGGGGACCUCGGGAGAAGACGAAGGUGGAUGCUACGAACAUGACAUUCUGUCGUUGGAUGAGAGCGAAUUGAUAAACGUUUCAUUGCCUAAAAUAAAGUACUUGACUUUUCCUAAACCGUUGAAGUAAAUAUCAUGCUUGGCUACUUUUUGCGUUGACUUUGGAACGGAAAUAGAUAAGAGAAAUAUUUAUACAUUCAUAAAUAUAUGGUGAUGUCAAAAACGAAAUAUCUUAUAUGCACGCUUGCUAUAAUCAAAUGGGGUACUCGUGUAAGAAAAAUGCAAAGAAAAAUGCAUCAUGACAACCAAGCACAAAGCAGUUUUGGUAUAUACAAGGCGAUAGUCAUCGCCAUCGACCAGGAGAUGGUUUUGAUGCAGAGGUGGA